AUGGAGCAGCCGGAGCUGGUUCCCGAACCGUCCCCACUACCGGAUCCGCUGGUGUCGAAGUCGGCAGGGAGGGCAAUCGGGGCCUCGACUUCGUCGGGGACGGGUGCAGCAAUGGUGAAGAACGCGUCCAUGGUAGAUGUACAAGACGAGGGUAUCCGAGAGCAGGCCUUCAGGUUUUAUGCGACAUCGGGAGGAAGGCUGGGCGCGCGCACAAACAAUAGGACUGUCAUUCGACCUGGAGGUAGGCCACGAAUGUGA
This is a messenger RNA of Sparassis crispa, 258 nucleotides long. RefSeq lists its product as hypothetical. The coding region runs from base 1 to 258 and encodes 85 amino acids. Lineage: Eukaryota; Fungi; Basidiomycota; Agaricomycetes; Polyporales; Sparassidaceae. The transcript is spliced from 2 exons. The record is from RefSeq and is a predicted model, not a curated record.